AUGACCAGCCAAGAGACCUACUUCUCAGCCAAUCGGUUCCUCUUUCCGUGUGUCAAGCCCAGCCAAUCGUCACACGAGAGCGUAGACUCGGGAUGCUGUGACAUCGAGACUCCGCUGAACUCCCGCUCAAAGACGUUUGACACCGUUAGCCUAAUCAACACUUCACCAACGUUGCUGCACCAGUCAUUCCACUCACGUGCGCCAGCCUUCCCUUCACCUCCACUGAAGCAACCGCCGCCGCCACCGCCGCUGCCGCAGAAACGAUCCACCCUCAGGAAAGACGAGUCACACAACGGAACUGCAACGGGCGCCUCGUACAAGUACCUCACCUGGAGGGAGAAGGACCGACGUCGGCGAUUUCGAGAGGAAUGGAAACAUUUGUGGCUGGUCGUGCCCUAUGGCUCAUACGAGGUGAUGUGCCUAGUAUGCCACAAGAUAAUGACCCAGAGGAAACUGGACACAAUAAAACGCCACACAAUCCGCCGGCACGCGGAACUUCUCUCCAUGUCGGAAAUGGAGCGCCAACGUCUCUACCAUGACCUUGUAACUCAACGUCUUCGCCGCGCAGGUGGCAGUGGUGGCUCGUCUCAGGGAAAUUUUUGUGGCGCCGACGGCGACCCGUUUUGUGUCAGUGGGCUCCCUGGCCUGUCCACUGCAAGACUUCGACAGGAAGCCUCUAAGAGUGAUCGCGGAGAGGGUAUGGUGAGGAGGCAUUCUCGUUUGCCUCCAGAAAUUCCUCCAUCCCCAUUCAAAGCUCGCAUGAGUGUGCCACGGAGGCCUGAAGGCGAAAAACAGCCUCUACUGCCACCCAACGAGCAGACCAAAUCCUCUACAGCAAUGCCACACAUAAAAGCCAUAGAAGGCAUUUUAUCCCAAGGACACCUCCAGUCACUGUUUGCUAAGUACCUAAUGGGAUUUCCGCCUCCACAGAUACCACCGUGCAAACGGUUAGAUGUGCCUCCUGGUCCAAUUUGGCGAAGACCUCCGGUACAGCACACUUGCGGAAUGGGAACGCCCCAUGCCUUCUACCAUUUCAAGAAGAUCCCUUCAGGCUCCACGUCCACCCACAGAAACCUCCUUGACUUUGAGUCAUUUGGCGCUAGGGCUCCGUUAGACAUGUCUACAUCUGCCACAAGUCAAAUUCAGGCAUUUCCAAACGACCUAUCAAUGAAAAGAUGUUCCUCCACAACCCCUGACGGUGGCACCUCGUUGACUGAGCGGCUGGUGAGGCUUGUAAGUACCUGGGACACGGCUGCAUUUGGUCCAAGGAACCAUCCACCACCACCACCUCCUCCUCCACCACCCCCACCACAGCCAGAUGCCGCUGCGCUUUUGCUCAAUCGUUGA
Mesocestoides corti is the source of this 1347-nucleotide messenger RNA. Lineage: Eukaryota; Metazoa; Platyhelminthes; Cestoda; Cyclophyllidea; Mesocestoididae. The record is from the annotation of a GenBank genome assembly.